Bubalus bubalis (water buffalo) is the source of this 2938-nucleotide messenger RNA. It is a transcript of the gene NSUN6, whose product is annotated as NOP2/Sun RNA methyltransferase 6. Gene Ontology annotation, biological process: RNA methylation. Lineage: Eukaryota; Metazoa; Chordata; Mammalia; Artiodactyla; Bovidae. The transcript is spliced from 11 exons. Gene Ontology annotation, molecular function: methyltransferase activity; RNA binding. The record is from RefSeq and is a predicted model, not a curated record. Bases 493 to 1902 code for a protein of 469 amino acids.
CGUGACGUAGCGGUCAUUUACGGCUGCUGAUUGGUGGGCGGGGAAGGAGGGGCGGGUCACGUCGCCGGAACUGACGCAUUCCGGAACCCGCUCUCUGCAGAGCAACCUGGGCUGCGCGUUUCCAAGUUGAUGCCCCCGUGGUUUUGCACAUCUCUGUGCAGUUGACAGCGGAUUCACUCCUCACGAUUCCCCGCUCACCCCGCGCCACGUGAUUGGCAUUGCCUCGCAGUGGUGUCCGUGAGCGUCGCUGAAGAAGUCCCGGGACGGGUUCGGUGGAGGUGAAGCCGCUCCAAGCUGGUCCAGCUCUAGAAGGCGUGGAAGUUCCUCCGCGUUUACUUUAACUGGGCGUGAGCCUCUCUCUUUUCUUUGGCAUCGGAUGGUCCUGGCACGUCGUGGGUGGUGUUCAUUGCCCAGACGUUCAUUGCAAUUUGGACAGAGAAAAACCACCGUUUUCUGUCAUUUCUCCUAGAGUAGAACUCAAGCAGUAGGAAAAUGUCUGUUUUCCCUAAAAUAUCUUUGAGACUUGAAGUUGAAAACUAUCUUAAAGCGGGCUUUAUGAAUAAGGAGAUUCUGUCCGCUUUAGGUAAACAAGAAGCAGAAAGGAGGUUUGAAACUCUGUUACAUAACUUGUCUCACCCUCCGUCAUUCACCACGGUCAGAGUAAAUACGCAUCUAGCCUCAGUACAACAUGUGAAAAAUCUGUUAUUUGAUGAGCUUCAGAAGUUUAAUGGAUUAAGUUUUCCUGUUCUUCAGCAUCCAGACCUUCAGGAUGUCUUACUUAUUCCUGUUAUUGGACCUAGGAAGAAUAUAAAACAGCAGCCUUGUGAAGUUGUUGUUGGAGCCCAGUGUGGCAAUGCUGUGUUACGAGGAGCCCAUGUCUAUGUCCCUGGAAUCGUAUCAGCCUCAAAAUUUAUGAAAGGUGGAGAUGAUGUUUCCGUAUACUCUGACAUUAAAGGCAAAUGUAAGAAAGGAGCCAAAGAAUUUGAUGGAACAAAAAUAUUUCUUGGAAAUGGGAUUUCUGAACUAAGCCGCAAAGAGAUCUUCAGUGGGCUGCCUGAACUGAAAGGUGUGGGCGUAAGAAUGACAGAGCCAGUGUAUCUCAGCCCUUCAUUUGAUAAUGUCCUGCCCAACUACUUGUUUUUACAGAAUUUGCCAUCUGCUGUAGUAAGCCAUGUUCUGGAUCCUCAGCCUGGAGAGAAGAUUCUAGAUUUGUGUGCAGCACCCGGAGGCAAAACAACACACAUUGCAGCACUGAUGCACGAUCAGGGAGAAGUGAUAGCACUGGAUAAAAUACCCAAAAAAGUAGAAAAAAUAAAGCAGAAUGCAUUAUUGUUAGGAUUGAAUUCCAUCCGGGCAUUUUGCUUCGAUGGAACAAAGGCCCUUAAACUUGAUAUGGUUAAGGACACAGACGGAGAACCUCCAUUCUUACCAGAAUCGUUUGACCGAAUUCUUCUCGAUGCUCCCUGCAGUGGAAUGGGACAGAGGCCAAACAUGGCAUGUACUUGGACUUUGAAAGAAGUGAUGUCCUACCAACCAUUACAGCGAAAACUCUUCACUGUGGCGGUGGCGCUGCUGAAGCCGGGGGGCGUGCUGGCGUACAGCACGUGCACUGUCACCCUGGCAGAAAAUGAGGAGCAGGUUGCCUGGGCCCUCGAGACGUUUCCCGGCCUUCAGCUUCAGCACCAGGACCCACAGGUGGGAGGAGAAGGGAUGCUUGGAGCUGGCCUGUCACCUGAACAGUUGAAACGGCUGCAGCGAUUCGAUCCCUCUGCAAUGCGGUCACUGGACCGUGACAUUGGUUCUCUGAGAGACGCCAGCAUAGAAGACCUGGUUUGGCUGGCAAAUAAGGAUUGUAUAGGUUUUUUCAUAGCAAAAUUUGUAAAAUGCAAAAGCACACAGUAGGAGGAUCUUUAGAAAUGAAGAUUCCAAAUGUGUGCCUGGUGGUUAUUAUUUUUUUUUAAACCAAACUCUCAUCAAACCAUGUGAUUGAUGUCAUGGUUGCUGGAGAAAGAGAAAAGGCUGCCAGCUGUUCCACCAGUAAUCAAGAGACUCCGCUUCACAGAGAAAGAAACUGGAGGGUUGGGGUGGGAGUGGGGUGUGUGUUGAGAUUAUAUUUUGCAUUUUUAAGAAAAUUUUUCCUUUAUGGAUUUAGAGUAUAAAGAAAAGGAGGUGCCUGUCGAUGUCUGGAACGUAUUUUCAUUUGGGGUCUUUGUUUUAAUUUGUAAAGAAUGCAAGUCAUUUUUAAUGUUAAAAUGAGUGGAUUUAACAAAAGGAGUAAAAUUAGCAGUAUUUAAUUUGGUUAUAAAACAUGUUUUCUGUUACUGAGUUCCUAAGUAUGAGUUCCUUCAGAAUUCAGGGUGUGUAGUCCGUAACUUAUUAUCAUGGACCAGGAACCAAGCUGAGGGUUUCACUUGACUUCUUCUGUUACUGUUUGGUAUAUCAGCCCCUCUUCAGAUGAGUUCUGGAUCACUCCCAAGUGACAGUCACCCUUCACUGUGUUUUCUUUUUCCUUCAUGUUUUAAACUAAAAACUAAAAUGAAUUUUAACUCUGUAGAUUAAAAAUGAGACUAUUAUAGAAUUUGGGUACCUUUCAUCAUCUAAUGGAAGAUACAGAUUAUUAGAGGUAUGAUUGGUGAGAAAGAGAAAACCAUCUUGUGAGAGCUGGGAAGUGGCCAGGCCUUAGUGUUUUCCUGCCAACUCCAUAGAACACCAACCCCAGACCAUGCAGCUGUGACUAGGAUAGAUCAAGAUAAAACAAGACUACUUCACCAUCAAAUCUGAAAUCACCCAAACCACAGAGGUGACCAGACAUCUCCCACAGUGGCCGGUAUAUGUGGACUGCCUUUGGCAAAUGACUGUAACUGUGGGCUCGCUUCAUCCCAUAUGCUUUUUAGAUACGGUCUAUUAAAAUACCCACCAUGGGUUAAAAGGUGUCUCA